CGAGCCCCGCUCCCGCUCCCGCUCCCGCUGGCCAGCAUGAGCCUGACGGCCGAGAGCCACCGCGUGGCCCUGAGCGACGGCAACAGCAUCCCGCUCCUCGGGCUUGGCACCUACUCCGACCCCAAGCAGACUCCCAAAGGUGCAUGUGCAGAAUCAGUGAAAAUUGCCAUUGAUGUUGGAUAUCGUCAUAUUGAUGGAGCCUUUGUUUAUAAAAAUGAGCAUGAGGUGGGACAGGCCAUCCGAGAGAAGAUAGCAGAAGGAAAAAUAAAGCGCGAAGACAUCUUUUAUUGUGGCAAGUUGUGGAAUACAUAUCACCCACCUGAGCUGGUACGUCCAACUUUAGAGAAGACAUUAAAGACUCUGCAGCUAGAUUAUGUUGAUCUCUAUAUUAUUGAGCUGCCAAUGGCUUUCAAGCCUGGAGAUGUAACCUACCCUUUAAAUGCAGCUGGAAAAUUUGUGUAUCAUAAGACAGAUUUAUGUGCCACUUGGGAGGCUAUGGAAGCAUGUAAAGAUGCAGGCUUAGCAAAGUCUAUUGGAGUAUCAAAUUUCAACCGCAGGCAGCUGGAGAUGAUCCUGAACAAGCCUGGCCUCAAACACAAACCAGUCAGCAACCAGGUUGAAUGCCAUCCUUAUUUCUCCCAGCCCAAACUGUUAGAAUUUUGCAGACAACAUGAAAUUGUUAUUGUCGGAUAUAGUCCACUGGGAACCUCAAGAGAUGAAACAUGGGUAAACGUGUCUUCUCCUCCUUUACUGAAGGACCCUGUGCUAAAUGCCAUUGGGAAAAAAUACAACAAAACAGCAGCACAAGUUGCUUUGCGCUUCUCCAUCCAGCGAGGAGUGGUGGUCAUUCCCAAAAGCUUCCAUCCAGAGAGGAUCAAAGAGAAUUUCCAGAUCUUUGACUUCUCCCUGACUGAUGAAGACAUGAAGGAUAUUUUAUCUGUGAACAAAAAUGUCCGCUAUGUGGAGUUGCUAAUGUGGAAGGACCACCCGGAGUAUCCCUUCCAUGAUGAAUACUGAGAAUAAAGCAUACCCAAAGGCAUUCUCUCAACUCAGUAGUGGGGAUUUGUUCAAACUUACCUAGUAUUAAAUGUGGAGCUUUCAUUUCAAGGGGAGACUUUUUAGAUAAUAUGAAUUAAAGCAUGAAUUGUAUUACCUCUACCUUGUCUCUUUAAACUUUGUUUCCAAUUAUUGAAAGAUAGUUGCAUUUAAACUACUAAUGCGUCCAAACCUUUUCAGCUAAAUAUCCCGUUCCUUGAGAAUAUGAAGUCUCUAAAAAUAAAAUGGAGUUAUUGAUUUAUAUAUCUUGAAUGGCAGUUUAGGCCUCCUUCUAGAUCAAAAUGUUUGCUUUAUGGUAGACCAUUUUCAUUUGGCUUUGGAGUCAUAGAUUUGGACUUGUGGCAUUGGAAUAAGUUCUGUCCCAACAAAAUACUGUGAAAGUAGUAACGCUAUGUUUAACAAUCAGGAUUUAGUGAAAGAUGAUUAGUGGAUUCAGAAGUUACUUCAAAAACCUCUUUUAAGAAAAAAGCUUCAAAUAAAUAAAGUAAGUUUCUUAUGUGCA
Gavialis gangeticus (Gharial) is the source of this 1558-nucleotide messenger RNA. It is a transcript of the gene AKR1D1, whose product is annotated as aldo-keto reductase family 1 member D1. The coding region runs from base 37 to 1017 and encodes 326 amino acids. Gene Ontology annotation, biological process: bile acid biosynthetic process. The record is from RefSeq and is a predicted model, not a curated record. The transcript is spliced from 9 exons. NCBI's taxonomy places the organism in Eukaryota, Metazoa, Chordata, Crocodylia, Gavialidae. Gene Ontology annotation, cellular component: cytosol. Gene Ontology annotation, molecular function: steroid dehydrogenase activity; aldose reductase (NADPH) activity; Delta4-3-oxosteroid 5beta-reductase activity.